Molecule: messenger RNA, 933 nt
Organism: Ramularia collo-cygni
Lineage: Eukaryota; Fungi; Ascomycota; Dothideomycetes; Mycosphaerellales; Mycosphaerellaceae
Product: related to 1-acyl-sn-glycerol-3-phosphate acyltransferase
Exons: 1
Coding region: 1-933 (310 amino acids)
Biological process (GO): phosphatidic acid biosynthetic process
Cellular component (GO): membrane; endoplasmic reticulum
Molecular function (GO): 1-acylglycerol-3-phosphate O-acyltransferase activity
Source: RefSeq, a predicted model, not a curated record
AUGGCCUUUCUUUUCUAUCUCCUCACGGCCACAACGGUCCUCACCCUCUCGAUCAACGCCUUCGUCUUCCUCGGCUCCGCUCUCGGAAUUCCCGCCUUGACCUUCUACGCCCGCAGUCUCGCCUCCAUCAUCGCCAUGCUGCUCGCUGCAGGCUACGGCGUCUUUGCAAGCGCUGCCCUCUCCCUCUUCGGCAAAGGAGGAAUGGGACAAUGGACUACGGGAAGAGCAUUCAAAUGGCUCAUGCUCCUCUUCACGGGCGUGUGGUUUGACGUGCAAGAUCCCGAGGAAUACCUGUCUAAGACUCGCCCCGCGGUAUUUGUAGGGAAUCAUCAGACGGAAUUGGAUGUUCUCAUGCUCGGACACAUUUUCCCGCGAUGGUGCAGUGUGACGGCGAAGAAGAGUUUGAGCAAAGUCCCGGUGCUGGGGUGGUUCAUGUUGUUGAGCAAGACGGUUUUUAUUGAGCGGAAAAGCAGGGAGCAGGCGUUGCAGGCUUUUGACAACGCUGCGAAACAAAUGAGGGAGGAGAGGCAGAGUGUCUUUAUCUUCCCCGAGGGCACGAGGAGCUAUUAUGAUAAGCCGGAUAUGCUGGCGUUUAAGAAGGGGGCGUUUCAUCUGGCUGUGCAGGCGCAGGUGCCGAUUGUGCCUGUUGUUGUGGCGAAUUACUCCGAGGUGAUGGAUUUUAAGAGGAAGUUGUUCGUUCCGGGAAGCGUGCCGGUGAGGGUUUUGAAGCCGAUUCCGACAAAGGGCAAGACGAAGGAGGAUGUGGAUGAUCUAUUGAAAGAGGUCAGGGAAGUCAUGUUGGCGGCGCUCGUGGAGAUCACCGAAGUGGCGAGGAGGGAAGGAGUUGCGAAGAAGCAACAGGAUGUUGGGAAUGGAAAAGCAGUCACCCCGGGAAGCAAUUUUGCUGGGAAGGCUAUGAAUGCUGCAGCUUGA